This is a messenger RNA of Amoebophrya sp. A25, 2726 nucleotides long. Lineage: Eukaryota; Dinophyceae; Syndiniales; Amoebophryaceae. The record is from the annotation of a GenBank genome assembly.
AGCAGGGCACUAGGUAAAGAAGAUAUCUGAAAGAGAUAAAACUCCAACCCUGGGCCCGAAAAUAGGCAAGACAAAUAGGAAGAAGUAGAAGGUGCUUUUGUGUGUUGAUUAACUAACGACCUGCCAUAAGGAUGGUGAAUCUUUUCUCUGUUGUGCCUCAAGCUCAUGGCCUCAACGCAAAACAGAAGGCAGCAGAUGCCCAGCUGCGAUGGACGAACCUACGUCCAUACGUGGGCAAUCUCAGCGUGAAAGACCUCGACGAUGUGCUCGCCUGCAUCAAAGAGGCAAAAGCGACUAAGGCUGAAACAUAUCCGCUUGGCCGUGCAACAUAUUCGAGUACUUUCAUCAUCGUGCUUAGUAGAUUUCUACUAGCGCUUCGACGAUGUAGUCCUGCUGUGAAGGUUGAGGCUGUUGCUAGAUUCUUGCACUAAAAACGGUGGCUCACAGUGGUAGAGUUUAUUGUAUGGCCGAAGUCUUCAUCCUGGUUGAAUCUUAUGCGUAGAGAGUUCUUGUCUCGUGGCAAAUGUAUCUACUUAGUUGCCAUGUCCUUCACCUCUCUAUCUUUCUCACCAUGAAGAAUUCGACUCCAUCCCGGUGCAUAAGUGGUGGAUCUUUUUCGGACGCGCGACGAAGACUGAUACCAAGUGGCUGGCUACCUUCUUGAAAACGAAAGACGACUGCAUCUCGUUGGCCUACCAGCUUGGUCUCGGAUCGGAGGACAAGGUGCUAUCCAUGUUAGAGCGUUUUAGUGUCUUUGUUGUUCAAGUACUGCUUUCAUUCGUAUGCUUUAGGCAAAUGCUAUAUAAUACUCUCUGGCAAGAGACUUCUACUCCAUUUCGCAUCAUAAUCUGACAUCUUGGACCCACUACCUUCUCCUACAGCCGGAGCCGGACCCCGAUCGUAACGGACAAGCUUCCGAGGUUUCCAUUGCCAAUCAGAUUCAAGGCUUGUGCGAUUCGUGUGGUAAUGCCUUGGAAAUCCUCGAAGAGGAAGAGGAGCGCGUUGUGAAUCGGGGAAAGAUGCAAGCUAAAGCGAAUCAAGAGCUGGCCAAGAGGGAGAAGGCGUUUGUAUUGCUACUCUUGUGACUUAAGCUACGUAUUCCAUCUAGUUCCAUUCUCAGAGACAAACACACUAGGAGUUAAGGACAAGCACGUUGUUGCUCUCUCAACCUAAUCAGAACCUCAGAAAUCUCUCCCAUUACCCUCCCAUAAUCAGCAAGCCGCAGCAGCACCGGUCAGGCCACAGUCGUCCAACGCCAUGAUGAGUCAUCCUCUGCUUCCUAUGGCGCAAAUGUUCCAGAGCCAGUUCAUGGGCAACAUGUUCCACAUGCCCAAUGCCGGCUUCCCUGGCUUUCAAGCUCCGAUGAUGCAUGCCCUGGGAGAUGGUACCACUCACAAUAUGGCAUACUGUGAGAAGUCUCGCUCCGUGCGUCGAGCUCCGCGCCCAAGUGAGGCGGAGAAUGGAGAGGACCCCGUCGAAGGUGCUAAGGCGUCUCUCUUCGGAAACCGUCGUGGAAAUAUCAUCCGUGGUGGCAAGGCCCAUGAGGUGAAGGAGCGUAAGGCCAACAUCGUGUCGAAUGAAUCUGGGCAGUACGCUGGCACCUCGAUGUCGAAGAAGGCUACGAAGAAGAAUCCCAAAGCCUUUAUGCCUUUGCAGCGCGAUGGCACAGAGCGUGAACCGAAAGUCCAACAAGAGGUAAAGAAGCCGGCAUCUACUAAGCAACCCGCGAAGAAGGAAGCGUCCUCCACUACUACUAAGAAGGCUGCUUCCGCCAGUUCGUCUUCUUCUGCUGCUAUUCCGUUGCCGCCUGCGAACUCGUUCGAGAAAGAGCAAGUACUAGAAGAAGAGGAGGAAAGCUCCCCAGAAGUAGCCGCAGAUGAGGAAGAUGCUAGCAUGGACGACGCUGAAGAAGUCAUCGAAGAUCCCAUUGAGCCAGUCGAAGAAGCUGUCGACGAAGAAGAGGAGGAGGAGGAAGAAGCCGACUUCGCUGGUGAAAACUCGCCUGAGUCGUUGCCGUUGAGCGAGGACGCCUUCGAAGUCGAGUAGUGGCGUAGUAGCUCCGCUAGAAUAUGGCCCGCUCUUCUCCAUCAGUGUGCGCUGGGGGAUCUCGAAGUAGUCCAGUCGGUAGCAGUGCAGAGUUAGAAACAAGAAAAUCCACAGCAGAAGGAGACCAGACGAUAGGGAUAAGCAGUGCAGUGCGUUUGAAUACCAGUAGCAAAGGCAAUCUUCAACAUUGUGCGUCAUCUUCUUCAUAGUAGUUCGAUAGGGUCUAACCCCUGGCAAACAACAUAGCAGAACCGGCAUCAUUCUCAUCAAGAGCGAACUUUUAUCGACGACAAUUACUACAAAUAUGUGAGACAGACGGGUGGUGAACAAUCUAGGAGAUAUAAACAAGAAGGGGGUUUUGUAUUAAUUCAGUGUAUAAGAAAGAAGCAGUCAAGUUGAUUACCAUGAGUUCCCGAAUAGUAGGUAAGUACGAAGAUGAACAGUCGAGACACAUGUGGGCAAUCAGUAGGCCACAAUAGUAAAACGAAUUCCAAGCCGCUGCAGACAAUUCAGAAACAAGAGGUGCAUCGUGGCAGUAUAGUCAGGUUUUGCAUAAGUACGGACAUCCAUAUCUUGGGGCGCUUGGUGCAUAGUCAUACUCUCCAGCAAACUUCGCGAUUCUGUCUUUUCUUCGGAGUCUAUCUUGAUGUCCUUGGGGACGCCAGUGCUCUCCAGCAGAU